This is a messenger RNA of Quercus lobata, 537 nucleotides long. RefSeq lists its product as uncharacterized. The record is from RefSeq and is a predicted model, not a curated record. NCBI's taxonomy places the organism in Eukaryota, Viridiplantae, Streptophyta, Magnoliopsida, Fagales, Fagaceae. The coding region runs from base 1 to 537 and encodes 178 amino acids. The transcript has a single exon.
AUGGCUUGGACGAGCUUGCUCAGAGUUGGAAAAAAUUCUCUGUCAGAAGUGGAAGGGAGAAAAGUUGAUUUAUCAAGGAAGAAGAAAACGGGGGAUUAUGUGGUGGUAGCAAAAUUCCUUACUCGUCGGAAUAUUAAGAUUGAGGCGGUGGCUCGCACAUUCCUACCAAUAUGGAAAACUAGAGGUAACUUUGAGGCCAAUGAUGCGGGAGGUAAUGUGUUUCUCUUUGAUUUUGAACUUGAAGUUGAUGCUGCGAAGGUAAUGAUGGGUGAACCUUGGGCUUUCAAUAGGCACUUGGUUGUCAUGGAGCGUUAUGAUGGUUCUACCCCGAUUCGUGAUCUGAAAUUCAGUACCAUGUCCUUUUGGGUUCAAAUACACGACCUUCCAUUCUCCUUUAUGUCGAAUGAAGUGGCUUUCAGCAUUGGAGAAACUCUUGGGGCUGUUUUAACUCCGAAGGAUUCAUCAGAGAUGAGAGGAAGUAACUUCAUGCGCAUAAGGGUUGCUGUUGACAUUACAAAACCGUUAUUUAGGGGGUGA